AUGGAAGGAAUUGUGUACUUCAGUGAUUUGAUUCGCACUCAAUUCCAGGGAUUCAUGUCGAAAAUGCUGCUUAUUGAUCCAGACUGGCAGCACAAAGAUAAGGAGUUGCCCUCGAGAUUUGUGGUGAAGAUUCUCACUCAACUUGUGAUGCAGAAAAUGGGCGCUGAGAUGAACGAAAUACAUAACAUUGAAACCACAUUCGGUGAUCCAAAGUUCAUGGAACAGUUCGAAGCGAUGGCAAAGAGAGUGAGUUUAACAAAGUUAUAG
This is a messenger RNA of Cooperia oncophora, 267 nucleotides long. The record is from the annotation of a GenBank genome assembly. Lineage: Eukaryota; Metazoa; Nematoda; Chromadorea; Rhabditida; Trichostrongylidae.